AUGGACAAGACCUCGUUGGGCGACGGGCGGACCAGCCUGGGAGAGAACAGAGGGCAGAGAGGCUGGCUGAGAAGCGCCAGAGUCUGCGGACCUUUGGACGGAAAGAUCCCUCGCCCCCUGCAGCUGCCGGGCCUGCGAACUGGGCGGAUGGAGGCCGGCGCGCGCCCCGCCGCGGGCGAGAGCGCUCCAAGCCCAGCCGAGGGAGGAGCCGCCGCCCAGGUGGGACAGGUGCGCAGCCUGAGCCCAGGCGUUUCCGCGGCGGCGGCCAGGGGAGGCGACUGCUCCCUGGCCCGCGCAGGCAGAGCCAAACGGACCCUGGGCCUCAGGAUCCAGCUCUGGGAAGCCGGUUUUGUCUGCCAGACUCCACCUCGGAAGAAAGUCAUGGAAGCGGAAGGAUUAAGAAACUUCAAGGAACUUCGAGCCAAAUUUCAAAAUCUUGAUGCAUCAUGUCUUUCAGGACCUAUUAAAUUCCCAGCAGAUGUUUCUCAAAAGGGAGACUUUGGAAGUAGACAGUCCACAAAGACUUUGGCCAGUGGGAAACCCCCCUCAUCCAGCCACAAUCAGCACUCACCCAACUGUGCUGAUGGUGAUCCCCAGCCUCUUAAACCCCAGGAAGUGAAGGUGACUCAGAAGAGUGAGACUCAGAAAUGUUCUAAUUACCUGGAACCUCCAAGUAUUUCUGGUUCUGCAGUAAGUUCACAGAAGGCUUCUCCGCAGUUAGAUGUGUAUCAGUCAAAUGGCGAGAUAGGCAGUAAGAAGAAAGUAAUGGUGAAUGAUAGCUUCAGAAACAAGCUCUGGAGCUGGGAGGUUUUAUCUCAGAAAAGUGAGACACCAUCCGUCUUUCUCCCUGCCAGUUGUGGAAGCAGGGCCUUCCAUCUAAAAGAGCAGAAAAGUAUCAAGCUGACUCCAGAGGAGCCCAGGGAAAAGAUGGAAAUAAAAGAAGCCCAGUCCCUACCUUCCCACAGGCACCUGAUGGCCCAAAGAAGAUUGUGUGCCAUCUCUGAAGAUCCGACCUUUCGACUUUCUCAGUGUAGCAGGGAGAGCGGAACAAACUCCAGUCCUGAGAGGAGCCUGACAGGGAGUAUCUUUCACCCUGUCUAUGACAAUGAGCUCACCAGCCAGACCCCAGAGGAACAGUCAGAUGUCAGGCAUCCACAACUUCCCAAUAUCAAGCCACUGCCUUCCGUCGAGUCCCUGGGUCCUCCUCCCCCAAAGCCGCCAAGGCCCCCAGUUGUGACCCUCCAGGCCUUCCAGAGGCAGGCAGCUGCUCUUUCCAAGCCCGAUGGGGAAGAAGCUGCAGAAGGCGGCUACCUGCCUCCAGCGAGUGCUGAAUUUGAAGAACCACAUGAUUAUGAGGCAACAAUUUCCUAUCUGAGACACUCCAGCAGCUCCAUUAACCUGUGCACCGCAAAAAAAAUUGCCGAUUCAACUUAUGAAGUCAGAAUUGAAGAACUCCAAAAGGCUUGGAAGAGUUUUUGCCAUCAAGAACCUAGACCUGAAGAUGAAGAUAAACAAAUGAAGGAAAAAGAACCAUACCAACUGAAACUUCAAAACACAGAAGAUCUACACUUAGACCAUCUUUUCAAGGUGGAUAUCUAUGAAGAGAUGCCUGGGAAAACCCAGAUGGCAGAAGACCCCAGAGGUGGGAGAACCUUGCCAGCCAGAAAGCAGGAUGCUGCGAUGGACAUCAUCCGGGUGGAGGCUUGCCCUGAGGACUUCCAGCUGGCCAGGCACUCCAUAGACUACUGUGGUUAUGUGAAGACCUUGGAGAUGAAUAAAGAAACCCAAGGCCAAGGAGCCAUUAAGCCAAAUUCCACUUCAGAGAACUAUGAUGAUGUUGAGUGCUCUGGGAGUAAGAGUUCAGAUGGAAAAGCAUCACUUAAAAGACUGCAGAGAUUCUUCAAGAAAGAAAAACAUAGACUUAAGGUGAAGAAAAUCAAUUCAAGAGAAAAUAUAAGGGCAUUUUCCCUUUCGCUGCCUGAUUUAGACCUUAGGUCUCAGGAAGUUAUUAUCUACGAUGAUGUGGCCAUAAAUGGAAAACAGCCAGAUGAUGAAGAUAAAGGAAAAUCUUGGAAGCCCAAGUUUUUGGCAUUGAAAGAAAAAAAGAAAAAAGGUGCUAAAGAAUCAGAAAGGAGUUUCUUCAAAACCAAGAAGAAAAAUUUAGAAAAGGACAGGAUGAAAAGAGAAGAAAGACUUUUUAGAGAAAGAUUCAAGUAUGACAAAGAGAUUACUGUCAUCAACACAGCAGUGGUGUGUUCCAAUAAUUCAAGAAAUGGAAUAUCUGACUUGCCAAUAACCCCUGGAGAAGAACUGGACGUCAUCGAUAUCACUGAAGAAAAUCUAGUGAUAUGCCGCAAUUCUGAAGGCAAAUAUGGACAUGUGCUAAUUGAACAUCUAGAUUUCAAGAAACAAGUUUGGUCACCUUAGAGAGAUCAAGAUCAAGUGGUAUGGUCUGCUCAAGUGUGAACUAAUUCUAAGGUCUCAGCCCUGCUUUAUAUUAGUUUAUGUUGCCAGCAUGAGACGGUGGAAUCUGUGGAAAUUUUCGUUAACAACUUAGAAAAGAAAAAUCCUCCACAUUUAGAUGUUGGUUUUACUACUAAACAGUUAUCUUUCAAUGUCUAUUUCAGUAUGUAUUUCACUGCUGGCUCAGAAUGUGAAACUGUGUGUGUGGGCAUUUGAGCACUUGUUUAAUGAGCCAUGUCCAAAGUUAGAAACCAUGCCUUAUGGCACCUAGUCAGUUGUGCAGAUGGUUAGUUUGCUUCUAAUGCUUCUAAUAUUAGUACACGAGUGUUUAUAAUUUCAAGAUGAUGUUGUGCAUUUAAAUUGGGUGUAAUUUAAUUCUGAUAAGUAAAUAGUGUAACCAACAUCUUUCAAAUACUCCAAUUUCAGGUAUAAUCCUAAAGCAGGAGGACAUUUCUCAUUGAUUUUUAUCAUAAAACUAAGAAUCUAACAAAUGUUGCCAAAAAUUAGUUUCUUUGGGAAUAGGAUGCUGGAAAGUAGUUUUUUCCUAAAUUCACCCAACAUUUUGAGAAUUGCCUAAAUAUGUUUAAUAACAUUUAAAUUAUAUACUGUAUCUGUUUAAAAUAACCAUUUUUUACUUUAGACAACAGGAUAUUAUUUUGUUUAUGCCUUAAUAUGUAUUAAAAUAAUUUAUAAGUAUUUUUACUUACAGAGAAUAAAAAUCAGCUGAGCUGUAAAUAACAUUCUAUUUUUCAAAUGAUGUACACGGCGUGUUAGGCAGGGUGACUCUGACCUUCAAGGGCAUGAUCCAUGGCCUCAUCCUCUAUACUGUGACACUAUUUUUUAAGCUUCUAGGUUCUUUUAUCUUUUUUUUUUUCUUGUUCCAAAUGGCAUGUGCCAAGAAAGGCCAGGCUUAUUCCAGAUAAAAAGUAUCAAAGGUAUUCAUAGGGCUUAGAGAGGAAAAUAGGUGGAGAGAUUAUUACAAAUAACAGUUAUAACAACAUACAGGUGACACCAAAACUUGGUCUUUAAACAUAAUAUAUUUGCUGGACAAGACACAGAGAAGUCAAUGCCCUCCCUGGUGACCAGGGAGAAAUUCAAAGUAGAAGGAGCCUAGUGUAUCUGGUAGGAAGUAGCAAGAGCUGAAAUGGAGUAAGCCAGGGCUAGAAUGUAACAGAGGUCACUUGGACUUUUUCCUCUAGAGAGUAGGAACCAUCCAGAGGUCUUAAGCAGGAAGACAACACCAGAUGUCUGGAGAGAAAAGGGAAAAAAAAAAAUCACGGUAAUAUGGGUGACUGAUUAUGGAUGACAGAUAACAAGGAGAGACUAGUCAUCUUUGCAAUAUUCAAGGCAAAAGAGCACUAAACCUUAAGACAGCCACAACAGAAGUAUAUAUAGUACAGGAGCCCCAUUAGAGGGAGAGGUAAGAGAGAAACAGGAUUGAGAUGUGAUGAUGAAAUUUCUUUUUUGGGAGAUGAGAUUAAGGCUGACACCAAAGACUGGGAAUAUAUUUCCGUGUGGACCAGGCCCCCCCAACCCCCCAAAUUAAAUUUACUACUCUGAGAGGCAGGGCAGCCAGGCAACUGCAGCCGUCUCCCACACUGCAGGCACUGUAGGAGACAAGGCCAGGUGUGGCCCAGGCUGAGUGAGAGGGAGUGCAAGGCUGUGCUGAGCAGAGACCACUCAUGCAAUGCUCCUAUACAAAGAGGACCAAAACCUACAUAUCACUCUUGCCACCUCACCAAAACAUGACCUUAGAUCCUGAGGUGACAGUGGGACUCAAUUUUACCUGACACAGCUCUGUCCCAUUCACGUUGUCUCGUGGCAUGGCCUUGUAUUCUGAGUCCAUGACUUAGCUCUGAGUCUCUUAUUUCCUCAUCAGUAAAGCAGUGCUAAUAGCACUCACCUUGUCUACAUCUCAGGACUGUUGUCAGGCUGUAAUAGAAUAAUAUAGAUAAAUAAGUGUCCUAAAACCCUUAAUACAAAAUACUGUAUAAGUGUGGUUAUUUUAAUACCUGGCCUUUUGUGAAGUUGGAAGAUGUUGAACACAAACAGGUUUUUGAAAUUAAGACUUGAGAGAAUGGCUAGGAUAUCUUGACCUCUCAAAUUCAGAAGUCAUCUGUAAGGGAGAUCAAGGCAAAAAGGCUGAUGUGUACAUCACUGCAUAAACCCUGUGAGUGUGAUAUGGCCUCAUAAUCAAUCCAAGGUAUCCUUAGGUGCAUCAGGCCAUCUGCUCUAUUUCCUAAGGAGUGCAACCACUUCUGAUGAAUCCCACGGCUACCAGAAACAUUGUUAGGGGAAAACUGUCGUCAUUACUCCCCAGAGAAGGAAAUGACAACCCACUCCAGUAUUCUUGCCUGGGAAAUCCCAUGUACAGAGAGGAGCCUGAUGGGCUGCAGUCCAUGGGAUAGCAAAAGAGUCACUAUAAUUUAGUAAGAAAUCUUUUAUGUUAGUAAAUCUACUAGCCAAGAAAAGAGGAUAAAAAUCAUAUAAUGAAAAAGAAGCAUGUUGGUUUCAAUGAACUGUUAAAAUUGGAUGUACUAAGAUGUUAAUAAAAUAAUCCAGUCUUUAAAAAAAAAAAGAAUGGCUAGGAUAUAAAAAUUUUACAUAAAUAUACUUAACAGGUUUUUGAAACAACACUUUUCUAUGUUUUU
Messenger RNA from Cervus elaphus (red deer), 5114 nucleotides. RefSeq names its product FYN binding protein 2 (gene FYB2). NCBI's taxonomy places the organism in Eukaryota, Metazoa, Chordata, Mammalia, Artiodactyla, Cervidae. The coding region runs from base 1 to 2427 and encodes 808 amino acids. Gene Ontology annotation, cellular component: plasma membrane. Gene Ontology annotation, molecular function: protein binding. Gene Ontology annotation, biological process: T cell receptor signaling pathway; protein localization to plasma membrane; integrin-mediated signaling pathway. The transcript is spliced from 19 exons. The record is from RefSeq and is a predicted model, not a curated record.